CAGGGCACAGUGGUCACCAAUGAUCAUCUGAUCUACCUGGGAAACUCCCACCCAACCAGCUGCUAUGCCCCGCCUCCAGGUCCAAGAUACCCUUGGCGGGUUAUGUCAGGCUCCGUUCUUUUGGGAGCAAAGCCAACAACUAGCUGCCCUGGAGAAGAAGCGGCAAGUGAUGUGAUGUGAAGAUACACGGAGACUGUGGGAGAAGAACUGUAUCACCUGACUCACUGGCUUGUAACCAAGAGCCUUCCCCCUGGGCUCAGAAUUUCUGUUGAUGGUAAAUUCUUUCCUGGUAACCUGUGCCUUCCUUUCCCUUGGAUGGCUUUUUAUUGCCACUUACGGAAGGCUGAGCCUCUGACAAAGUGUUCCCUUCUCAGAGACCUCCUUGCCUGCACUGUAAGGUCCUUCCCUGAGAUGGCUGACAGAAGGGUGGACGAAGAAAGGCUGAAUAAGAAAUUAAACUUCUCCUUUGGUGAAGAAGAUACUGAGAAUGGAGGGCAAAUGACAGCACACAGCACCGGCGAGGCCCAGAGCCAGAGGCCUGAGACCGAUGAGGAUGGGGACUUGCAGGAUCCCAAGUCUCCUCCCAGAGAGGAACUUUAUCCUCAGAACAGAAACAUGGAAAGCCCAGGUCCUCUUCUUUGGAGUCCAGCUUCAUUCCUCCCUAAAUGUCCAGAGACGCCAGUACCAUACAGCAGGAGCAGGGGGCCAGUGGCCGACAACCCCUCCACUCCCAAAAAUUCACUGCCUCAGCCAGAGAUGUCUUCGAUAGGGAAGCUCUCUGCCCGAAGCACUAAACAUCUGAGACUCACACCUGCUCCCUUCAUGGAUGAGAAGACCUCUUUGUCUCUGGUUAAUAUCAACCCAUUCACUCCAGAGUCCUAUAGAAAACUAUUCCUUCAGUCAGAGGGCAAGAGGAAAACCAGAGGCGAUCUUGAGGAAACUGGAGAAGGGGGAAGCAAACCGGAACAGUGGCUGCCUGCUAAGAGAAGUGUUCUACGAGAAACUAACAUGGCUUCCCGCUAUGAAAAAGAAUUCUUGGAGGUAGAAAAAAUUGGGGUUGGGGAAUUUGGUACAGUCUACAAGUGCAUUAAGAGGCUGGAUGGAUGUGUUUAUGCAAUAAAGCGCUCUACAAAACCAUUCUCAGGAGUAUCAAAUGAGAGUUUGGAUUUGCAUGAAGUUUAUGCUCAUGCAGUGCUUGGCCAUCACCCCCAUGUGGUACGCUACUAUUCUUCAUGGGCAGAGGACGAUCACGUGGUCAUUCAGAAUGAAUACUGUAAUGGUGGGAGCUUGCAGGCCGCGAUAUCUGAAAAUGCUGCAUCUGGCAAUCACUUCCAGGAGCCCAAACUCAAAGACAUCCUCCUCCAGGUCUCCUUGGGACUUAAGUACAUCCACAACUUUGGCAUGGUACACCUGGACAUCAAACCCAGUAACAUCUUCAUUUGUCGUAAGAUGCAGAGUGACUCUCCUGUAGGCCCAGAAGAGGCUGAGAGUGAGGCUGACUGGUUUCUCUCUGCCAACGUGAUAUAUAAAAUUGGUGACCUGGGCCAUGUGACAUCCAUCAGGAAGCCCAAAGUGGAAGAAGGAGAUAUUCGCUUCUUGGCUAAGGAGAUCUUGCAAGAGAAUUAUCAAUACCUUCCCAAAGCAGACAUAUUCGCCUUGGGGUUAACGAUUGCAAUGGCUGCAGGAGCAGAGUCAUUACCCAUUAAUGGUGACAUGUGGCAUCAUAUCCGCAAGGGGAACUUUCCAGACGUUGUCCAGGAGCUCUCAGAUGACUUUUAUGGUCUACUCAAGAACAUGAUCCACCCUGAUCCAGAGCAGAGACCUUCAGCAGCAGCUCUGGCCAGAAGUCGAAUUCUCCGGCCCUUUAUGGAGAAAACAGAGGAACUCCAGAAGCAACUGAACUUGGAGAAGUCCAAGAUAGCCACACUGGAAAGGGAACUGAUAAAAGCUCAGCAAAUCCAGACCCCUCAAAGAUACAUCCACUAUGGUGAUCCUGGGACCUCUGGGAAGCAUGAAGACUCAAGAAGCAUAAGAGACAUGUGCCAUUUACUGAGGAUUUCUGGUGAAUAAUGAGAAAACAUGCCUCAUCAUUGAAAGAGGAACAGAAACACUAUUUUGGCCCAUGGACCAGGAAGGUGCCGUAACUUAUUCUUCACUGCGGAUCCAGGGAACUUUCUCUGUACAUAGAAAGGAAUAAAAUACAGCUUUAAGUACCAGCUUA
Messenger RNA from Peromyscus maniculatus bairdii (prairie deer mouse), 2221 nucleotides. NCBI's taxonomy places the organism in Eukaryota, Metazoa, Chordata, Mammalia, Rodentia, Cricetidae. The record is from RefSeq and is a predicted model, not a curated record.